AUGACAUCAAUGCUUUUCUCUGCAGUGCCUCCCAAACCUCCCUUUCUGAGCGCCCCGCCGUUCUGCUCGGCGUGCUGCGGGGGGUCCUGUCGGCGCCCUGCGGCCCCCACUGCUUUUCCAAGAGAAGAGAGUGUGCUGCCUCUCCUGACACAGGACUCUAAUUCCAAAGCUCGGAGGGGUAUUUUAAGAAGAGCAGUCUUUUCUGAGGACCAGAGAAAGGCUCUGGAAAAAAUGUUUCAGAAGCAGAAAUACAUCAGCAAAACAGACCGAAAGAAACUUGCCAUCAGCUUGGGUCUAAAGGAAUCACAGGUGAAAAUCUGGUUUCAGAACAGGAGGAUGAAAUGGCGGAACUCCAAAGAAAAAGAGGUGCUUUCCAGCAGGUGUAUCCAAGAAGGGGGCCUUCAAGAGGAUCCCCUGUCACGAUCCGCUCUGGUGUUCCCUUCCCCGUGCCCUUCGCUCUGGGAAGUCUCCCAGCAGCACUCAAGUCCAGGAUGGAGGGAGAAUUCCCCAGAGCCUUCGGAGAGACUAACCCAGGAGAGUCCAGGGGCGCUGCCCCCAGAAGCAACUUCCCUGCAAGGUGCCUUGUGUUUGUGUUCCGAAGAGGAAGCCGGAGACAAGGGCGUACUCACUGGCGCGGUGUGAAUGGCAGCGCUCUGCCCCGUUAACUUAAAGGAACGCUGAACUAAUAAUGUCUGGACUCUGAGCCCGCUAGCUCGCGUCUCAUCAGUGCCUAAAACCUAACGCCUGUGGACUGAACCGUGCACUAAUGUUUUAGGAAACCCUCUCCUAGACUCAGACUUAAUUUGUAAGUUGAACAGAAUCUCCCAGGAAGUACAACGAACCGAAAAGAAUGAGAAUGAUAGUUGGUUCAGUCCCCGCUCUGAGUAUGUGUGUAUAUGCGUGUGUCUCUAUGUGUGUGUGUAUAUAUAUAAAUAUUCAUUAAAAUACAUUAGCGGAAACUAGUUCCUCUUUAAAUAGUGCAUUGAGCAGAUUCACUUCCUUUUAUGUGAAGAAGGACCAACUGUGGGUUUUUUUGAAAAGGAUACAAAAUUUGGACUUGAGUUCAGAUUUUUCAUAUCAAAAGAACAUGUUUUUAAAAAUGCUCUAUUUUCUGGUUUCUUUUGGUAUCCCCAGCUGUAAAUGAUUUUUAACAACUCAGCUCAGCAGUCCUAAUCAAAUGAGCCACUGUUAGAUAUCUACACUGAAAGUAUAUAUUCAAAAUUAACCCAACAAGCACACUAGAAGAAUUUCUGAAUGUAACUGUUAGUAUCUCUGAUUUCCAAGGCUCUGGACUUUAUCAGGCCGUCAGUGAGGAAAGUGUCUAUUUAACUAAUGAUUAUCUUUUGAUCUCUUCUCGGUAAGGAUGGGCUGUAGUCAGGGUUUGCAAAAUAAAAUGCCUUUAAGGGCCCGUCAGGUAAAUAGAGGUCAUGGCCCACCUAAAGAUAUUCGAGUUUAAUAAUCUUUCAAAUCCCGUGUUGGCUGAACCCAACAUCUGUGUCAAGUAAUUUGUGACCUCUGGCCAAGACUUAAAGAAGGGUCACAGCUCUUAAAAUGUUCCCAACUGGACUUCAAAACCCAAUACUGAUGGAAUCUAUCAUGAUUUCUGUUUACACCUCUAGUUAUAGACUCAGUUUUCCACUUAGGUGGUGUAUACUAUAUAUUAGGUUAUUUUUAUAAAUUAACAAACACCAUACAGAUGUUUUAUGCCUUGUGAAUGCUCUGAAAUAGUAGUAUUAUAAAAUUGCAUUUCUGGUAACGAUUUGCUUAGUUAACCUAGAAAUUUCUAUUCCAGGUCCAAGAAGAAAUUAUUUUUCACUCUGAAGGAAAUGAGGCAGAAAAGGGAAAUGAUGUGGUUUUGAACGAGGGUUAUUAUUAAUCUGUGGACAAGCAACAUGAUUAGAAGUUCAUGAUGUGGAAUUUUGUUAGUAAGAAAGCUGCGUAAAGAGAGUGGCUUCUAAUUUGCUGACAUUCUUAGCUAUAGAGGGUUUAGGGUGUUUUAGAAAAGAUAAUAUUUUGGAAGAUAAUGGUUUUUGUCAACAGCAGGAAGUUAUUUUGUGUGAAUGGAACUUGAAUUGGUGUACGCCAGUCUGUGUCUUUAUCACAAGGUCUUACUUCAAAAUCAUCUCAGAAGCAACUUGUCUUGGUGCCUCUUUGCAGGAAGUAGAGGCAGGGAUCUGCUGACAACAAUUUAAAUUUUAAAACCUGUCUUCAAAUGAUUGAUGGUACCGUUUCUUUUCUUUGUAUAGUGUUAACCUCAUUUACGUUUAUUGGGUUCUUCCUAGGUCCUAGGGACCGUGCUGAGCCCUUAGGGUGGAUUAGCUCGUUUAAUCCUCCUGACAGUAACCCUAUGAUGUAGGGACUGUGACUAUUAGGAUUCUUGUUGCCCAGACAGGGGCCCCGGGGCAGAAUGAUGAGGGUGAUUGCCCAAGGUCGUGAGGUUAAUCAGUGGCAUUUGGUUCCUGGCAGUCAGGUUUCAGAUCUUGAAAUCUAAGCAACCACGUGCAGGUGUACACCCCACUGAAGUCCGUUCACUGUGGGAUGCAUUGUAAGACAUCCAUUUUGGCUAUUGCCGCGAAAUUUAUUAAAGAAAUUCAGAAGCACCGUGUACUUCACAGUCUCUUACUUGGGGAAUGGUUUUCUCUCUAGUAUUCUUUUCUCCAUUAAUUUUGGUUUAGGGAAAGUAAAGAAUCACAACAGCCUUCAACUGUGAAGCCUCUGUAGUGAAUAGUCCCAUAGGAAUGUUUUAAGUGUGAAGUGGAAUUUUUUUUUUUUAUCACUCAUCGCUGGAAAUCAUACAGUGCUUAUCUAUGGUCAAUGUUUCUUGAGAAUAACUUGAAAAUCAAAUGAGAGAAACCUGCGUCUUGGCCAUCUGAUUGCUCAGGCUUUAGAAGUGAGCUAAUUGGUGCUUAAAUGAUCUAACCCCCACCCCCACCCCGGGUUUCACCUGGAGCUCUGAGCCAGCAGAGACUCCUCUCUGUGUGAUUGGCUUGAUGUGCAUAUAUGCAGAUAAAUGUUUUCAUUGGUUUCCACUUUGGUGUUGAGGCUGAGGAAAAGUACAUCUCGGAUGAAUGUAUUAGGGGCAUUUAGGAAGCGCGCGCGCACACACAUACACACACGCGGUGCACGUGAAUGUGCCUGUUGUGCAGUUACUCUGUCUCCAUUUACCUGAACUGCUGGAGAGGAGCUCUGAGCUUCAUGCUCUGUUUAGCAAGGACCUCCUUUCUCCCUUCAUUUGUGCUUUACUAACCCUCCCUCCACCUGCGGUGGACUUAGCACAUGUAUUUUCCUUGGUGAUCUAAAUGCAGACUCCUUUUCCCCAAGUGAUCACAUACUAGUAUAUUUGCUGUUUGCUCUCCAGAGAAACACUGCUCUAGUGAGCACCAGGACCUUAGUAGCCUGGAGGCAAAACUAUUUAAGAUAUUUUAAAACAAAUUGUCAAAUGAUCUUAAGUGGAAGAGAAGGAAAAAAAAAAACGGUGAACACCAUCCUUGAGCUUUUAUAAAACUAAAGAUAAAGGACUGGAAGUAUAUAAGCAGGUUAGGAAUCUGGAGCCAGAGAAGGCCAUGAUCAUUGAUCUUUAAGAGGCAACUCUGUGUUCUUAGUGAUAAGGUGGUUUGAGUGGGGAACCCAGUUAUUCACUUCAGUGGUUCACAAACUGUGUCCAUACCAUGAACACGCCGUACCUUCCAACCGGUUCUGGGUGUGUGCUCAGAUUUGGACACACACUUAGUACAGAGUCCACAAUAGCCACACCUCCCACCCCACCCUGCCGAGAAUCUUUAUACGUGUACUUUUUUCACUUUUCAGGUACAAAAUCAUGAUUAAAUGUAAACUGCACAUGUGUCUUUGGGCUCCCUUCACUCCCCAUUCGAUGCAUCCUUUUCAAUGAUGCAUACCCCACAAAUUGCUCCAGGACCCAUCCCUUGAUGACCAGUGAUUCUGUCGAGUUCUGCUGGCCUUUAAUACAGCAAAGCUAAUUCCGUUGCAUUCAUAAGCUUGUGAGGCCCUCCUCGGCACUCUUGAAAUUCACACAAAAUAUUUUUUUUUCUGGGUCUCAGCACUUCAUGUGUGAGGCUGUCCUGAGCUCUAUGUAAACAAAUACAAGGGAGAGCAUGGUCCUUGCCCUCAAGGAAUUUAUAAUCUAGUCUUCUUGCCAAACAACUUUUGAAAUAUUCCAUGCUACCAGUAAAUGAAUCCAGUAAAUUUGGGGUAAAAAAAAAUAGUCUUCUAACAUCCUCCAAAACCCCAUCUCUCCAUUUGCAGUGGUGAUGGUGGCAGGGCGGGGGUGUGGUUAUUGAUUGCUCCAAUUUCAGAAAAAUACAAUCUACAUAGCAUUGUUUAUAUUCUAUGCUCUCUCUUCUCCAUUUAGACCACAUUGGUUCAGAGAGGAGUCAGUCCAAGGAAAAUAACGGUAAUUUUUUCAUGUAUAGCAGUACCCUCUCCUUUCUUCUUCCCACCUUCCCAGUCUGAGAUCAACCUGCUCCCAUGGUGGGUGGGAAGAGUGAAGAAAAAGCAAGUAACACAAGUGUCAGGGGAAAGCAGGAUGAUGACUCUUCUCUUAAAUAUAUAGGGAAGACCUCGCGGAAUUAAUUUAUGCCCUUUAUUAACCACUGCUGAAAUAAGCAACUACCUUAAGGACAAAGUCCAGUCCCCCGAAGAUGGUUGUUAGCUUGCAGCUGUUUGCUGGGUUCUAUUACGUUAUUAUUUUUGGUUAUAAAAGUUAUACACGCUCAUUAUAAAGAAACACACUUGAAAAUACAGCUGACAAAAAUUCACGUGUGAUUCCGCCAUCUGGAGAUAGCCAAUUUAGCUCUUCUGUGAAAAAUUUUCACUUUCGAAUGUAUGUACAUGAAAAUGCGUGUGUCUAAAUAAAUUUGCAUCAUAGUGUAUAUCCAGUUUACCCUGCUUUUUUAAACUCAACUUUAUAGAGAAUAUUUUCCCAUGGCAUUAAACACUCUUUAAACUAUUUACGGCAACCGUGUC
Molecule: messenger RNA, 4983 nt
Organism: Vicugna pacos (alpaca)
Lineage: Eukaryota; Metazoa; Chordata; Mammalia; Artiodactyla; Camelidae
Source: RefSeq, a predicted model, not a curated record